AAUGAACUUCCGGUAAAUUUAUCGGCCAUAUUGAAUAAUUUUCUUUGUGGAAGAAUCAUGUCCCGAAAGGUCACCAUUACUAAAAUGUUGAAGCAUUAAGGUUUAAAAUUUUAAAAUAAGAAAUUUCUUGAUUCCACACUUCAUUUUGGUGCUAAUAACUGGUGACCAGCAGCUAUGGCCUGUAUACAUUUCAAGUUUAAGAACAGCCUGGACUAUGAUUCCAUCACUUUUGAUGGUCUACACAUUGCCCUGAAGGACCUGAAGAGGAUGAUUAUGAGCAGGAAGAAGCUGAGGGAUACUGAUGACGACCUGCAGAUUAUUAAUGCUAUAACCAAAAAAGCAUACAGCAAUGACGAUGAAAUGAUUCCAAAGAACUCUUCUGUGAUUGUUGCCAGGAUACCAGUCACCAACCCUGCUCCCAGGAAUGGACCAAAGACCCUCAAUCAUCCAAAUGCCUACAAAGAGGAUCCUAAACCAGUCAGAAAAUCAGUUGUGGAAACCCCAGUGACAAAGACGCAAGAUUUACUAGAGACUGGGAACCUUCUUGAUUCCAAUGCGUCGGAAGAAGACAAGAUUAAAGCCAUGAUGAGGCAGUCAACAAUGGAUUUUGAUCCAGCAAACUAUAUAACGAACAAGAAAGCCCCUAUUGGAACCCCCUCCCCCACUUACAUUUGUAAGAAGUGUGGAAAGUCAGGUCACUUCAUCCAGAACUGUCCCGUCGAACCUGGGGAGGCGAUUGAUAAGGAGAAGUUGGCCAAGAGACCGACAGGAAUCCCCCAUUCCUUUCUCACUGUAGUCAAUGACCCUAAUGCCAAGGGGGCCUUGUUACUGGGCCCUGGUCAAUAUGGAGUACCCACCAUUGACAUGAAUGCCUACAAGGAGAAGAAGAAGGAGCGUCCACCAUUCCUACCCGAUGAGAAGUUGCCCGAGCCUAAGAAGGAGGAGAUCCCUGCGGAACUCCUCUGUCCUAUCUGUAAAGAUCUACUGACUGAUGCCGUUGUUAUUCCGUGCUGUGGAACAAGCUUCUGUGAUGAAUGCAUAAGAGAUCAUUUGCUGGACUCUGAGGAUCAUGUAUGUCCUCACUGUCAUGAAACAGACAAGUCACCAGACAGCCUUAUUGCCAACAAAGGAUUGAGGGUUGCUGUCACGAACUACCAUAACGAAACUGGAUACACUAAAGUCACCAAGGCCAUGUUGAAGGCACAGCAAGAAGAGAUGAGGGCUAAAAGAGCUGCAGCUGCUGCAGCCGCAGCAAAGAAAGUGGUAGCCAAGCCGGAGGCAAGUAAACCAGCAAUGUCAUCAAUGGGGAAUAGUUCCCCACAAGUCAUUCCAACGUAUAGCAUGAAAUCUGGACAGCAUUAUAAAGUUGGGCGAGGAUCCCAAGGGGUGGGGUCGCCAAGAUCCCCAUCAAAGUUGAGUGACUCCCAGAAUGGUACAGAUCAUGUGCCAGGGAACAAGCCUUCUCUUACUGUGAAUACCCCUGUUAGUGUUGUCCCUGGUGGUUUGAGUCCACCCACUCCUUGCAAGGAUGAAAAGGACAUACAUCCACCCUCAGUGUCUUCAGCCCCUGUGUCUGUUCCCUCCACUUCAGGGCCAGCUCCACCAGGACUACCAGGCCCACCUACCUCACAGCAUCUGCUAACAAGGCCUCCAGUGAUUCCAGCGAAUUUUCCGACUGCCCCCAUACAACCUAUAGGAGUACCUUUCAGACCUCCAAUUCCAAUAGUGAAUGCAGCCAUCCCACCACCAGGAUUUUUAGGCCCCCCUCCAUCUGUACCAUUUGGACCAGGACCCAGGUUCCCCCCUGCACCCCCUGUGGUUCCACCUUUCCAAGCAGGCCCCCCUCCACCUGUGCCUCUAAGUAAGGAGGAAUUCUACAGACAACAGAAGAAACUACAGGAACAGCACAAAAAGAAAAAGGCAGAUCCAAUGGAUGUGUUUGCAAGGGAGCUCAUGGACUAUAAGAAGAAGCCCAAGUCUCCUUCAAGAUCCAGAUCCAGGUCUCGGUCCAGAACACCACGGCGAUCAAUCUCUCCACGCAGGUCAAAGUCACGGAGCUUGACUCCAAGGAAAAGGUCACUGUCUCCCAGAAAAAGAUCACUGUCUCCCAGAAAAAGAUCACUGUCACCCAGAAAAAGGUCACUGACCCCUAGGAAAAGGUCCUUGACUCCACGUAAGAGAUCUUUAACUCCACGGAAAAGGUCUUUGACACCCAGAAAAAGAUCUCUGACUCCAAGAAAAAGAUCCUUCUCACCCAGAUCAAGAACAAGAUCACGAUCCAGAUCACCAAAUCGUUCAAGAUCACCUUUUGGGAAACCAGUGUAUCGUUCCAGAUCUCGCACAAGGUCACCCAGGUCAAGGACUCCUCCAAGAUACAGAUCAAGAUCUAGGUCACUCUCUCCAAGGUACCGCUCAAGGUCACCAAGACCAAGGUCAUUCACCAGAAGUCCUCCCAGAUACCGUUCUAGGUCAAGGACACCUCCACCUCCAAGAUGGAGAUCUCGUUCCAGAAGCCCUGGUAGAUAUGACAGAUGGACAAGGUCACCUCCACCUUAUGGUCGUAGGAGGUCAAGGUCGCCUCCUCCUCCUAUGUACAGAGGCAGGUCCAGAUCUCCCCCUCCAUAUGACUACUACCGACCUGAGUGGGAUGCCCCACCACCCAUGUAUGGUGAUUAUAGAGGUCCAAAAGGCCGACCAGUUGGAAGAGGACCCCCACCACCACCACAUUAUGGCUAUCCACCUGAUCCUUAUAAUAGGUUUGAUCAACAUGCCUAUGAUGAGUUUUACCGUGAGUUUUACGUACGGUAUGGAAUGCCUCCUCCGCCGCCUCCGAAUCCUGCCAUGUACGAUGCUCAACCCUAUCCUCCCAGGAGAUCUCGAUCUCCUAGAGAUAGACGACCAUACAAAGAAAGGCUACCACCCCGCCCCAAAAAUGAAGAUAAGCCUAGCAAAGCAGACAAAAAGACAAGUGACAAAAAGUCAGAGAAGAAAUCAAGCAAAUCUAGCAAGAAGGAGGAGGGAGGAAGCAAGAAGAAGAAAAUUGAGAAGGCAGCAAAUAAAGGAAAAGAAGAGGAAAAUAAGAAAGAGGAGAAAAAAGAGAAUGGUGAAGAAAAGAAAGAAGAAAGCAAGGAAGGCCAUUCAAAGAAAAAGAAGAAGACCUCUUCAAAGACUCAAAAGAAGGUGAUAGAGGAGAUUGAGGUAAAACCAAAAGAGGAGAAGACUGAUGAAAAGAAAGAAAAGAAAAAGGUGGUGCCAUCUGAUGAUGAGGAAGAGAAGAAAGAUUUGAUCAAGAAAGAGAAGAUAAAGGAAGAGAAAGGCGAGAAGGAAAUGAAGGAGGAGGAUGACAAAGCUGUCAAGAAAGAGAAAGAUAUGGUGGUCGAUGAAAAGGCAAAUGAGGAGGACAUAAAGAAAAGCAAAAAGAGCAGUUCUUUAAAGAAGGAAGGUGGAGAGAUACUGGAGGGUAUGAAAUCCCCCAAAGAAGAGGUUAAAUCUGUAAAAGAGGAGAGUUCCAAAGAUGAAGAUAGGAAGGCCAAGCGUAAGCACAAGAAGGUGGCAAAGGAAGCUGUAAAAGACAAGAAGCUGGUGGAGGAAGAGGAAGCAGAAGAGAGUCCCGCAAAACGACAGAAGGUGGAGCAGAUGGACGACAAGGACCAGAUCAUGUUGUCUCCUCCAAUCCUGUCCAAGUGGGAGAAAGAGGACUACCAGGAAGACAUAUCCCCCCGCAGGAGCCGCAAACCGUCCCCAGACGCCAAGCCCAAACAGGAGCGCAAAAUGUUGCCAAGGUCAGUCAUAGAAAAAGCAGAGAAAGCCUUCAGCCAGAAACAACCUCAGCCUAUCUCAGUAGCAUCAUCCAUUAAGCCCUCAUCCAGCCUCGCUAGUCGAUUGGAGAAAUCCCCUCCCCACAGAAUGAAAUCCCCUCCCUCCAGAUUGAGGUCACCUGAGGGGAAAUCUCGCCGAGUUUUCAUGGAUAGCCAGUCCAACAAAAAGGUUGAAGAGGACAGCAGGAAAGUGUUGAGUCGGGAUAGGUCUAUGCAGAUCACUGUGUCGGGGGAUGUCAAGUCCAAGAAAAAGUCCAAGGAAUCAAAGGGUGAGGUUAAAGAUUUACGAGAAUCCUUAAUGGAAAAGCGAAGGGCUUCAGUGAGGAGUUCAUCAACGGAGGAAUGGGAUCAACCCAGAGGAAAGGGAUUCAGUCAUGAUGACAGGAUUUCUGUGAAUUACUCCCGGGAAAAGGAUUGGGAUUUUGUAGAAGAUGACAAAAGUAAUGAUGGGUGGUUAAGUAACAAGUCAAAAAGUUAUUCCAAGUCAUCAAAUUCUCGAUCAAGUGCUAAGGACAAUGGUGAAGAAAAAAGAUCUGGUUCGAAAGAAAAGACUGUAGAAAAAAGUAGAAGGAAAUCUAGAGAGAGGGAAUCUCCAAAAAGGUCCAAGAAAGAGGAAGAAAAAGAGGAUAAAGGUGCCAAGAAAAGUUCUAAAAAUUCUCAGGAGAGGAAGGAGGAGAAAGGGAAGAUGGAGGAAAAGAAGAAGAACGAGGACAAGAGGAAGAAUGAGGAGAAAAGUUCCCAGAGAGAGAGUGCUGAGGUUACAGAGAAGAAGGAAGGGAAUGGGAAAAAGUCAGCGAAGGAGGAAGUAUCAGAGGAAGUGAAAGACAAAGUGAAGUCAUCACUAAGACACGACAGAAAGGAGUCGGUGAUGGAUGAGUCCUCGUUUGAGCCGGAUUACAAUGAGGCCUUAGGGAGUGAGGAAGAAGAAGAGGUGCCAAAGCCGGAGGUGAAGAGACAGUACUCCACAGCAGAGAGCGAGAAAGUGGAGAGUGAAAGUGAGGAAGAGAGCUCGGGGGAGGAGAGGGAGAGGAAACAUAAAAAGAAGAAGAACAAGCAUAAGAAGCAUAAAAAGAACAAGAAAAAGCAUAAGAAAAAGCAUAAAAAGCAGGACGAUGGUGACGAGUCUUCAUAAUAAAUAACAAUACUUAUAACUGUCUAUAACUGACCUUUUUUUAUGGAAGCUAUUUUACACAUCAGCAAGGGGCAUUAUCAUAUGUACACGCACUGGUAAACUUGGUUUGCUUCCAAUUUGCAGUCAUGUUGCUUUAUUACAAAAGGGAGAUAAUGCUAAUAGCAACUCCUACAAAAGUCUCAAGAUAGGAAAAGGUUGAUUCAUGUGUUCAUUAAUUAUAUAUCUGGAUCCUUCAAACUAAGUUGUGCAAUUCGAUGAAUGUGUGUGAGUGUGACAAAUGGUGAUGAACUAGAAUUAAGGACAGUACAUUACUAUGUAGUAUUACUAAGUAAUACAAACGUUAACAGAAUUGAUAAAUACUUUUAUGUAAUGUUUUUUAGUAAGAAAUGAGACAAAAUGUUAUUUUUGCGUUAAAUAAAUCAUGAAGUAAUUUGAUUGGUAGGUUAAAGUCUUUCUGCCUGAAGAAGCUGAUUUUCAGUUUUGUUUAGAAGUACUGAACAUUUUUUUUUAAUUAAAAAUGAAGAAAUGUGGUACUAUCCAUCUUUUUAAGUUUUUAGAAUUUUAAAAAUGGUUAAACAUUGUCAUAUUUAUUUCUUUUCAAUCAGUCUAAAUGACUUAAAACUAUAUUUUAUUUGAUUUGUAUAUCAAAGUGAUCAAGUACUAUUUUAGUUUAAUUUUGUGUAUACUAUUUUGUAAAUACUAAUGAAGUGAAU
This is a messenger RNA of Saccostrea cuccullata (small rock oyster), 5663 nucleotides long. Its product is annotated as E3 ubiquitin-protein ligase RBBP6-like. Gene Ontology annotation, biological process: ubiquitin-dependent protein catabolic process; protein ubiquitination. Gene Ontology annotation, molecular function: nucleic acid binding; ubiquitin protein ligase activity; zinc ion binding. Gene Ontology annotation, cellular component: nucleus. The coding region runs from base 175 to 4950 and encodes 1591 amino acids. Lineage: Eukaryota; Metazoa; Mollusca; Bivalvia; Ostreida; Ostreidae. The record is from RefSeq and is a predicted model, not a curated record. The transcript is spliced from 19 exons.